AUGGCGCCAACACCCCUAGGACAGCUUUCCAAGUCUAGCCGACUCGUCUACCGAGCCCCAGAGAACUCCGAAGAGGACAUUGCAUUUCUCCAGGAUUACAUUAUCAACGAUGAGAUAAUCCAAACACAGAGCACUGGACGUCUCCCACGCCCAGCUUCCAAAAAGUCCGCAGAGGAAUUCAUCAAAACUAUCCAAGAAUCCCUUCUAGGAGUGCUCAUAUGUCUUCCUCCUCAAACUUCUCCCGAAACAGGGACGGAAUCUUCAGAGGCUCAAACCUCGAGUCAACCUGUUAAAAAAGCCAAGCCAAUCCCAAUUGGCCACAUCAGUCUUUUCAGCCACACUGGAAUGGGCUACGACCAUCAUCGCAAUGCAAUGAUAGGCAUCUCUCUUAUUGACGGGUAUCGGGGGAAAGGAUAUGGCGGAGAAGCUAUUAACUGGGCACUGGACUGGGGAUUCCAACAUGCUGCACUGCAUAGAAUCGUCAUAGGUGGAUUCUCAUACAACGAGAAUGCAUUGAGGCUUUACAGAAAGCUUGGAUUUGUGGAUGAAGGUCGUGAACGUGAGGCCGUAUACCAUUGUCGUGCUUGGCAUGAUAUUGUCACUAUGUCUAUGCUGGAGCAUGAGUGGGAGGUUUUGAGAGGAGUUGCGCCCGCUCAAUCAUAUCGUGCUUCUCUCCCUGAAGUGUCUGAUCAAUGA
Messenger RNA from Penicillium griseofulvum, 696 nucleotides. Its product is annotated as GNAT family N-acetyltransferase. The record is from RefSeq and is a predicted model, not a curated record. The transcript has a single exon. NCBI's taxonomy places the organism in Eukaryota, Fungi, Ascomycota, Eurotiomycetes, Eurotiales, Aspergillaceae. Gene Ontology annotation, molecular function: acyltransferase activity, transferring groups other than amino-acyl groups. Bases 1 to 696 code for a protein of 231 amino acids.